This is a messenger RNA of Anopheles nili, 1189 nucleotides long. RefSeq names its product deoxyhypusine hydroxylase (gene nero). The transcript has 2 exons. The record is from RefSeq and is a predicted model, not a curated record. Gene Ontology annotation, molecular function: deoxyhypusine monooxygenase activity. Gene Ontology annotation, biological process: peptidyl-hypusine biosynthetic process. Lineage: Eukaryota; Metazoa; Arthropoda; Insecta; Diptera; Culicidae. Bases 136 to 1059 code for a protein of 307 amino acids.
CGCGUGGUUGGUAAAGAUUAGAUUUUGCAAAACAUUAUUUUAAAUUUGUUAAAUAUCCUUGCUUCUUGACGUGUGUGAAAAAAAGAGUAAAAUUUAUAAUCUAUUCACAUCUAUCCAGUAUUAAAAUAGCUCAAAAUGGUUCAAAUAGAAGAUAGUAAAAUAACCGCUAUUGGAGAUGUGCUGAAUAACCGAGAAAGACCACUCAAAGAACGAUUUCGUGCGUUGUUCACGUUGCGAAAUAUCGGAGGCGAACAUGCGCUCGAGUCCAUUGGCCGGUGUUUCGAAGAUGAUUCAGCGCUACUUAAACAUGAGCUAGCGUAUUGCUUAGGACAAAUGCAAGAUGUUAGAGCAAUACCUGUUCUAACCAAAGUUCUCGCUGAUGUGCAGCAGGAAGCAAUGGUUAGGCAUGAGGCAGCCGAAGCUCUCGGUGCUAUUGGUGAUAGCUCGGUGGAGGAUACUCUUGUUAACUUCAGCAAGGACCCUGUGAUCGAGGUAGCAGAAACGUGUGAAAUUGCCCUAGAACGUGUCCGAUGGUUGAAGCGACUUAAGGAGGAGGAAAAGACGCUUAAAGACGACAAUCCAUAUGCCUCGGUAGAUCCCACUCCUCCGGCUGUUUCCAAAAGUGUUGAAGAGCUUAAGCGAAUCUUAAUGGAUGAAUCAGACAGCCUCUUCAACCGAUAUCGAGCUAUGUUUGCGUUGCGCAAUCUUCGCACAACCGACGCUACGCUAGCGCUGGCAUGUGGUUUGAAAGGAAAAAGUGCCCUGUUUCGACACGAAGUCGCAUUUGUGUUGGGUCAGCUGCAGGAAGAAUGUAGCAUACCGUUUUUGGUAGACAAUCUGCGUGAUCCAGAAGAGAACGAAAUGGUCCGGCAUGAAUGUGCGGAAGCACUCGGUGCCAUUGCCACAGAAGAGUGUACACGUGUGCUUAACGAAUAUCUAAUGGACGAUAAACGCGUGGUGAAGGAAAGCUGCGAAGUGGCGUUGGACAUGUGCGAGUACGAAAACAGCCCCGAGUUCCAAUACGCCGACACAUUAGUAAAAGUAAACGACGAUAAAUGAUGAUCGUUUCGCAAAAAUCGGGAUAAAACCGCGGGGUGUAAAACACAUUUGUUUUUAACAUUGAAAGCUAAUAUCCUGCGCUUUCAUCACAAGUCUUUGCGUUACUUUAUUUGUAUAACUUGGCAAAGAA